Mycotypha africana is the source of this 729-nucleotide messenger RNA. RefSeq lists its product as uncharacterized. The coding region runs from base 1 to 729 and encodes 242 amino acids. Gene Ontology annotation, biological process: RNA processing. The transcript has 3 exons. Gene Ontology annotation, molecular function: mRNA binding. Gene Ontology annotation, cellular component: nucleus. Lineage: Eukaryota; Fungi; Mucoromycota; Mucoromycetes; Mucorales; Mycotyphaceae. The record is from RefSeq and is a predicted model, not a curated record.
AUGGAUCUGCAAAAAAAAAUCGUUAAACAAAUCGAGUUCUAUUUAUCCGAUUAUAAUUUACCUUAUGACAAGUUUUUGUGGACCCUUCACGAUAAAAACCCGGGUCACUGGAUCCCAAUCACUACCUUGGCCAAUUUUAAGAAAAUGAAGUCACUCACUGAGGAUUUGCAAGUUGUCGUUGAAGCCUUGAAAAACCACAAAAGUGACGACAUUGAAAUUGAUGAAAGUGAAAAAAAGGUUCGUCGCAAGACUGAACCAGUCGAAUUGGACCUGAAGGCACGUACAAUUCAUGCAAAAGGAUUUCCCUUGGUGGAUAUGGCUCCAGGCGUUGAAGAUCCUAAAGAAGCUUUAAUCAAAUUACAAGAUGACAUCGAGGAUUGCUUCGCUGAAAAGGGUAGUGUAAAAUGUAUCCGUUUAAAAUAUAACAAUGAUGUGAAGCCUAGAACAUUCAAGGGUUCCGCCUAUGUCACAUUUAGCUCCGAGGAGGAAGCUAAAACCGUUGCUGAUCUCAAGAAUAUCAAGUUUAAAGACGAAGACAUUGAAUUGAUGUAUAGACCCGACUAUAUGAAAAUGAAAGAAGAACAAUACAAAGACGCGUCUCAGAAUUCUAAACGUCAAUAUCAGUUCAAUGCCUUUAAAGCGAUUAAUUCGAAAUCACAACCCCAAAAGAAACGGGACUUGGAAGAUGCAGCCGAGGCUCCUGAAAGUAAGAAGACAAAGCAGGAAUAA